AUGAGACGGGGAGGGUACUGUGACUUCAAUCAGGAUUGCAGCGAUGGCAGCGACGAGGGCGAGGAGGAGUGCAGCGAGCUGUACAAGCAGGGGUACUGCCAGAGACAAGGAAUGGUGAGUGUGGCAUGUGGCAUGACCGACCUGUGUGACGGCGAGGAGCACUGCCUGGGAGGCUGGGACGAGGCAAACUGCUUGCCCCACCCGUGCCCCCCCGGUUGGCUCAAAUGCCCCAAGACUGGUUACUGCACGCCUGCUGGUAACCUGUGUGAUGGGGUUACGGACUGCUUCGCCACUCCCGAGCCUGAGGACGAGGACCCGGACCUGUGCCGAGCCUAUGCGUGCCCGGAGGGUUGGAGGAAGUGUGCAGAUGGGGAGCAGUGCGUGCAGCAGGGGCGGUGGUGCGACGGGCUGGUGGACUGCGCUGGUCCUUCCUCCCUCCCUCGUUUCCAGCCAACUUCCCCAUGCAUGCCCCAUCACACUGCCCUCCCUGCCACGCAGAUGGGAGUGACGAAGGGGCUUACAGAAAAGUUAACUGCCAAGGCUCAGCUAGUUGCAGAGGCGAAAGCAGAGCGGGCUUUGAAGAAAGCUGCUAAGGAAGCAAGGAGGAGGAAGAAGGAAGAGGUUGCAGCGGCCAAGGCAGCCAAGAGGCUUCGUAAGGCCAGAAAAGAAGCUGCUAUUGAAGAAAGGGAGGAGAGACUGGCAGCAAUGAAGGCUAGGCUUCAGCAGGACUACGAGCGGCGACGCGGGGAGAUGGAGCAGCUGCAGCAACAGCUCAAGGAGGUCGCUGCGCACAACGAGUCCCUCCGCAGGGAGAUCUCCUCCAAUGACGCGCGGGCGCGCGAGACGGAGGCGCAGCUACGCGCGCAGAUGCAGGCGGAACGGUCAGAGUUGGAACGAGGCGCCGCCGUCGCUUCCGCGCGCGCGGCUUCCGACCUUCGCGCGGCUCUCUCCGCGCGAGACGAGGCGUUUUCUCGCGAGCGCGCGGGGCUCGCGCAGCAGCUGGCGGACCUGCGGCGGGAGCUUCAGGCGGAACGGGAGAAAGAGCACCCGUGCUUCACAUGCGCGGAGCGCGCCUGGAGGGACGAGGAGGAGGCGGAGGAAGCGGAGAGGCGGAGGCGCAGCGAGGCGGAAGUUGCGCGCUGGCAGCAGGCGGCGGGGCUUGCAGCGGCGGGACUCGUUAUAGAAAGCGCCGCUAAGGAGUUUCUUUUAGACCGAGUAGACGAUCUGGAGCGAUCCGAAGUCGAGAUGGAGCAAGAGCGGCUCGAGAGCGAGAGGGCGGAGCGGGAGGAAGGUAGGCGGGAAGGGGAAGCGCGCGCUCGUGCGGAAGCGGAGAGCCAGCGGCAGCGGAUCUUGGCGCAAUGGGCGGAGGAGCGGGAUGCGUGGGAGCGGCGCACGGCGGAAAAAGACCAGGAAGUUGCGCGACUGGUGGCGGAGAAGGCGGAGGUAGAGAUUAAGUUGCGGGGCGCGGAGGCGGAGGUAGAGAGACUUAAAGCGGAGGCGGCGGCGCAGCAGCGCGUGGUGGAGAACCUCACGCGCGACCGCCACAUGCUCGCGCGCAAGUCGGAGGAUCUUUCCGCGCGCGCGGCGGCGGCGCAGAGACGCGCUGAUUUGGCGGAGGAGGCGGCGGAGGUAGCGGAGGCGCAGGCGGAGGACGAGCGCGACCUGGCGGCGUCGCUGCAGCGCGAGUUGCAGAUGCUGAAGGCGAAGUUCCUGCACCAGGAGGCGGAGAAAGAGAAACUGGAGAUGGACGUGGCAGAGGCGCGCGACCAGCUGAGUGUGAUGGAAGAGCAGGAAGCCAAUAAUUACCCUCCCUUUUUUCCCCGCAGCCCUUCUCACCCUGUCGUUUCAUACCCUUCUCUCCGCAACUCCUCCCCUCUCUGGCUGGAUUGCUGCAGGGAGAUGGACGUGGCAGAGGCACGAGACCAGCUGAGUGUGGUGGAGGAGCAGGAUGCGAUAGUGAGGAAGAACCUGCGGAAGGCAGAGGAGGAGGUGAGAGGUUCUUUGAUGGCAGUGAGACCUGUACCCACUGGUGCAAGGUGGGAGGAAGAGCAGGUGAAGGCCACGCGGGGGAGGUGGGAUUCCUGUGGCGUAUCUCCUUCCCCACAACAGCUGGAUGUGUUGGUGGACGAGUGUGGGGGGAUGCAACGGUUACACAUGUACCCACUCCUCUUUCCCGCACCCCUACCUUCCCCACAACAGCUUGAUGUGCUGGUGGACGAGUGUGCGGAGAUGAGGCGCAUACUGCGGCUGACAGUGCAGGCGUUUGAAUACCAUAAGGACUCCAUCCUGCACCUCCCGGGGCACUGCACGCAUCCUUAUCGCCUCAUUGGCAGCACACGCCUAGUUGCAGAGUGUGAUGGCUCAUGCGCGCUCUCUCCCUGCUCCCCACACACCAUCCGUCAGAUGAAGAAUCUGUCAGCCGAGCUUGUGACAGCGGCGGCAGAGUUUGAGGAUGAGGAGCGGACUGAUGGAGAUGACAGCGUGGCAGGAGGCAGUUGA
Messenger RNA from Closterium sp. NIES-65, 2499 nucleotides. NCBI's taxonomy places the organism in Eukaryota, Viridiplantae, Streptophyta, Zygnematophyceae, Desmidiales, Closteriaceae. The record is from the annotation of a GenBank genome assembly.